UUAAACUGCUUUCUUUUCUAGACCCGAGUUAAGCCUCCACCAUGUUCGGCUCCUCCCGAGGUGGUGUGAGGGGAGGACAGGACCAGUUCAACUGGGAAGAUGUGAAGACGGAUAAACAACGUGAAAACUACCUUGGGAACUCCUUGAUGGCCCCGGUGGGCCGUUGGCAGAAGGGGAAGGACCUUACGUGGUACGCCAAGGGGAAAAAAGGCGACGCACCUUUGUCUCGGGAGGAGGAGCUGACUGCCGUCCGGCGGGCAGAAGAGGAGGCCAUGAUGGCAGCCCUAGGUUAUAAGAAUGUGAAAAAGCAGCCAACAGGACUGAGUAAAGAGGAUCUUGCCGAAGUCUGCAAACGCGAUGGAGCAGAUCGCGAUGAGAAGUGCGUCGAUCGAGUGAUGGGUCUGGGGAGUUCGCGGAACGCUGGGGGAAGAAUGAUGUUUUCCAAAGAAGAUAAAGCAGCAGCCAAGCUGGGUCUUUCCGUGUUUACACAUCAUCCCGUGGCCAAGAGUCCAGAGCCAUCAGCUCCUCCAGAGAAGCUGGAUGAGAAAAACAACGUGGAAAGGUUUGAGAGCGAGGUCAGCAAGAAAUCUAAAAAGGAGAAGAGGAAGAAGAAGAAGAAGAAGAAGGAGAAGAAACACAAGAAAGAAAAGAAGAAGGAGAAGGAAAAGCACCACAGAAAGCGAGGGGCUUCUUCAUCGACUGCCUCUUCUCCGGAUAACAGGGAAAGGAAACAGAGACCCUCUCUGGAGCUCCUGCCAUCCCCCUCUCGGCGGCGUGAGGGUCGUUCUUCACCUGCCCAAACAACACAGCCACCGUCCAACAGGUGUCAACGCAACACGACUUCAUCGCCUCCCUCCAAGCUGAAAAGUGGCGACCGUGGACGGCGAAGCCACAGUCGGUCCCCGCCUUCCAAAGGCAGAGCUUCAGGAGCUCGGAAACGGACACGGGGGUCCCCACAAGCCCUCCCAGCCAAGAGGAGGCAUGACACGGAUUCAGACGAUUGACCCGUCCUUGUAAAACAAAGCAGACUUGGUCAACAGAACGUUACCUUGACCAUUAAGUGGAUCCGGAUUCCCGUCUGGUGCAAACAUCAGCAUUCCUUUCGUAGACAGAGCAUCGAUCUUCCUCUGUCCAUUUGCACCGCUGUCCGAAAGCAUCUUUUUUAAAAAGACCUGUCCCUAAAUGCCUUUACAGACAUCAAACCCUCGUAGCUAUGCUAACCGGUCAGCGCAAGUCGACAGUUUUAAAAUGACCGGUGCAAUGCACUGAAUUACCCAGAGCUUUUUUCCAAAGAGAAGAGAAUGUGUCUGCUGCUGAUCAGUCGCGUAGCAUUAAUUUUAAAAAGCGAUCGGAGAGCUGAUCUCUAAAGAUGAGCCUGGGGAUCAGGUAGAAUGCCUUAUCCCAGCCAGGAGCUUCUGUGAGAGUGCAAAAAGUCCCCUUCUGAAAUUCAUAAUGCCAAACGAUGAAAGGAGGAAUGCAAACAGAGUGUCUUUCUUUUGUAGUUGAGAUAGCCAAUUUGAAAAGCAAACACAGAUCUUGUAAUUAAAAAAAAAACAAAAGACUCGGUUGGAUCCAGUUUGGCUCCUUCACGGGCACCUCCCAGCAGAUCUGCUGACGACACUAGACGGUGUUGGCUGCUGAUUUCUUCCAAGCUAAACCUAUAUUGUGGCUGGAAUUUGUCUUAGAUCCAGGAACUUUGGGAAUUAUGCCAACUCCAGGAGAAAUAGGCUUAGGUUUAUGAAGAUUUAGGGCAAGGUAUAAAUGUCUUCAAGGUGUUGAUGAUCCUGGUUUAUUUUUUGCAGCACGCUUCAUAACUGCCCAUCGAAAAGCAUUCUUCCCUUCGUAAUUUAGACCGAAGGGGUAGAAUCGUAUUUUUGCUGCUUUCCUGUGUCUUCGGGGCAGGAUCGGCACGUGGAGGUGGUUGGCUACCUUGCCUUACGAACAGCGUGUUUUUUGUGAGCGUUCUUCCGUGUUUUAAACGUGUAUAGAUUUUUAUUACGUCCUGCGAGGCACCCGGAAAAUUAAAAGAAUCGGCACGCGUUUGUGGGUU
Messenger RNA from Python bivittatus (Burmese python), 2050 nucleotides. NCBI's taxonomy places the organism in Eukaryota, Metazoa, Chordata, Lepidosauria, Squamata, Pythonidae. The record is from RefSeq and is a predicted model, not a curated record.